Molecule: messenger RNA, 912 nt
Organism: Alternaria incomplexa
Lineage: Eukaryota; Fungi; Ascomycota; Dothideomycetes; Pleosporales; Pleosporaceae
Exons: 3
Coding region: 1-912 (303 amino acids)
Biological process (GO): MAPK cascade; protein phosphorylation
Molecular function (GO): ATP binding; MAP kinase kinase activity
Source: RefSeq, a predicted model, not a curated record
AUGAACGGCGACAGCGACCCCAAACGAAUUAUACGUAUCGAGGAGGGUCAGCAUUACCUCCUUGAGCCUGACGACGAGCUGCCCCUUAGAUUGCUCCGCAAUUUAGGUCAGGGUGGUUGCUCCAACGUGGAGGAGGUUGUGGACCUAAAUACCGGCAGGGUUUUCGCUCGCAAGGUGUUCAGAGUCCGCGGUUCUGCUGCUGAGAGGAGGCGAAUCUUUCAUAACGAGAUCCUAGUCAUCCAACGGCUAGCUCCACAUCAUCAUAUCACCCGGAUCUUUGCCACUUACGUAGGGAAGCGUGAAGUAGGCAUUUUGCUGACACCUGUCGCUGAUGGGGGUUCACUGGACAAAUUCCUCGACGAUGCUCAUGAGGGUCUCCUCACACAGAGUGAGAUGAACACCUUGGACUAUGCUUUCGGAUGCCUCGCUAGCGGAUUACAAUUCAUGCACGCCCAGAAGGUACGACACAAAGACAUCAAACCUCACAACAUUCUGGUACACAAGGGCUCUUUCAUAUAUACGGACUUUGGAUCCUCUCUCGACUACGGUGCAGAUACGCGGAGUGACACUACAGGCCACCCUGAUUCCAUCACCCGCAAGUAUGCGGCCCCGGAGGACGGCAAAGCAGCGUCGGCCUUAGCACCAGCCGCACCAACUCACGACAUGAUGCGGUUUUUGAUCUCACCCGAGACAUUUGACGAGACAGCACUAUCUGCACUGGCACCCUACAUUAUCAGAAAUCCUCGAUCUUCUGUACAAGGUGAACCUGUCGCCGAAUUAGCAUCGCCGGAUGGCGAGUCUGAACAUAGGAAAGCACCUAAGCCGCUUCCAAACCACGACCGUGACCGCGAGAAAGAAAGCUAUCACCUUGGACAAAUAUUCGGCGAGCCACAACCAGUAGAUGGGGGCUAG